Messenger RNA from Guillardia theta CCMP2712, 954 nucleotides. It is a transcript of the gene NUP35, whose product is annotated as Nup35, nuclear pore complex component. The coding region runs from base 1 to 954 and encodes 317 amino acids. The transcript has 12 exons. Gene Ontology annotation, molecular function: single-stranded DNA binding; phospholipid binding; structural constituent of nuclear pore. Gene Ontology annotation, biological process: nuclear pore organization; regulation of DNA-templated transcription; NLS-bearing protein import into nucleus. Gene Ontology annotation, cellular component: nuclear pore central transport channel; nuclear membrane; nuclear pore nuclear basket. The record is from RefSeq and is a predicted model, not a curated record. Lineage: Eukaryota; Cryptophyceae; Pyrenomonadales; Geminigeraceae.
AUGGAUACGCCAGGAUUUUCUCCUGUCACGCCAUUACAACAGAGGAGGAACUUGGCUUCAGCUACAAUCCUGCAGAAGAAAUCUGCCCUGCGGCAGCGACAUGGGCAAGUCGGUCGAACUCCGGGGCCUGAAGAUGCCCCCACCUUGAGAGACUCUGCUCAAAGACAAGGAUACAUUGACGCCGAUCAUGAGCGUGAGAUUCAUUCGGAGUUCGAUUUGCUAUAUGCGGAUGCCCAGGCAUCGAGGGGAGCAGGAAGUGGUCCAGGGCUGGGCAACACGUACAGGCGAGUUGGACAACAAAACUUCGACCCCAACACACCGAUGGGUGGUUUCUUUUCGCCUCAACAAUCUACAUUCAUUUCUGCUAUGUCGCCGAUAGCGAAUAACAACAUGCACGAACUCACGUUUGCCACUCCUCAUCACACUCGUCAGCUUGCAUUCCAGCAUGAGAAUACAGCAGCUAUGCAUCCAGCCAUGCCUACCUCCACGGCAGACACUGAAGCUGAUCGUUGGGUAACCAUAUUUGGAUUUCCGCAGGGAUAUCAAGAUGGUGUGCUGCGUUACAUGAGAGAUAGGGGGGAGAUCGAGGAAUGGAAAUAUUCUGGGACGAACUACCUGGCGGUGAAAUUCAAGGAUCAAGAGACUGUGGCUGAGGCGCUUGGCUUGAAUGGUUCGAUCAUGCCAGGAGAUGGACUUCCCGGGGACAACUUCAUGAUCGGAGUCAAACGUGGAGCUCAACUUGGCAAUUUCAAUUUGCAAGAGAAAAGACCAUCGCAAUUGGACAAAGCUGCUGCCAACCCGUCAUCAGUCAAGGACAAGAAUCCUGUUGUCACCAAGAACUCAGCUUUGCGAGGGGGAAGGUUGUGGGAUUUCCUGAUUGUUUUCACUUUUUCUGACAUUCUUUUUGUAUUUGUCACGGUUCAGCUUCGGAAGAUUUUUAUCGGAACUCUUUGA